AUGCAGGAGCCAAGCAAAUAUGACAACCCGGGCUUCUACGAUGGCUUCCCAGACCAAAGGCAAGACCAGGGCAAUCCUCCUCCACCUCCAUACUACCCUCAGGCUCCUGGGCCCCCUCCACCAGGGUCAUACUACCCUCCGGCUCCUGGGCACCCUCCGCCAGAGUCAUACUACCCUACGGCUCCUGGGCCCCCUCAGCCAGAGUCAUACUACCCUACAGCUCCUGGGCCCCCUGCACCUGGACCGUACUACCCUACAGCUCCUGCAUCGGGACCGUACUACCCUACGGCUCACGGGCCGCCAGCUUCCGCGCCGUACGGCCAGCCGUACUACCCAGGGGCCCCUGUCCCUCAGCAGCCUCUCAUCUGCCAGCAGAGCACCAACGUGGUGGUGGUGAACCCCCAGUCGGUCAGAAUCAUGCCAAGGCACAAAGACUACAUGUGCUGGUCCAUCAUGAAUUUUCUGUGCUGCCUUUGGCCCCUGGGGUUAAUUGCCAUAAUCUUCUCCUGCAAGACGCGAUCUGACAACGACGGAAAUGACGAAAGCGCGGCCCGUUGCAGCUCCAAGGCGGCUCUGUCCCUGAAUAUCGCCGCUCUGGUCCUCGGAGUGAUCAUGUACAUUAUUAUUGGCGUGAUUAUGUCCCAGAGGUAUUAAAUGGUACUUGA
Messenger RNA from Nanorana parkeri, 665 nucleotides. Its product is annotated as leucine-rich repeat extensin-like protein 1. Gene Ontology annotation, cellular component: membrane. Bases 1 to 654 code for a protein of 217 amino acids. The record is from RefSeq and is a predicted model, not a curated record. The transcript is spliced from 2 exons. NCBI's taxonomy places the organism in Eukaryota, Metazoa, Chordata, Amphibia, Anura, Dicroglossidae.